GGAUAAAUGAGUCUUCAUUCUAAGUACAUCUACGCAUGUCAAUAACGAGGAAAAUACCACCAGUAGAACAAUGUUUGCUUAAAUACAAAACGUGUCAAAUUAACACGCAAUUAAUAAACAAAAUGUGUUCGAAUAGCAUAAAGUGGUUUCUUUUGGUUUACAGUGUUCUACAUAGUGGAGAAACGGAAAGUACUAAUGAAAUUUAUAAAUUUAAACAAAGUUUAAGCGACUUAAUUGUUCAAUACCGUAUAAACAAUGCAACAAACAAUGGCAACACAACUGAUUUAUGUAUACGCCCACUUGAAAGAAAUGUCAGUGAUUUUCAAAAUAGUGAACUUUUCGAUAAAUUCCACCUCAAAGAUUAUUACGCCAGUGACUUCAAAUGUAAAAAGUUAUGUUUUAAAGUGAAUUACACAAUCGAAGAGAUCGAAGUCAUCCCUGUAGUUGUAAUUAGCAAUGACGUUAAAUUGAAUACAGAAAAUAAUACUGUAUUGGAGCUCGAAAGUAAGGCUAAUAACAGUCUCGGUGUAACAGAAAAAGAUAUUGCCGAUACAACUGAACAUGUGGAGAAUAAAGGUAUACAAGGAUUUGCUAUUGAUAUUUAUAAUAACGAUAAAGUGAACAGCUAUUACUUGCGGUACCAGUUAUGCAGGAAGUACAGAAAAAGCUAACAAUACAGGAAGUACAGAAAAAUAUGUCAACAAAACAGAAAAUGAAGGAAAUGAAACAAAUACAAAAGACUUGAAUCAUAUGAAUAACAACAAAACAGGCGAAGAAGUAACAACAGAAUAUAGUCCACAGAUGAACGAUACAUUAUCUACAUAUAGCCAAAACGUAACAAAUACCGACGUUGAUAAAGAGACGCAAGAAAAUGAAGAUAAAGGUAAAAAGACAGCUAUAAUAGUGGGUGCCUCAGUCGUCAGUGUAGCGACCACUGCCAUCGCUUCUGUCUUUGUUUACAAGUGGGUAAUAACGCUGCUACAAUCUGGUGUCUAUACAAUACCAGCCUAAGGAAAGGGAAAUUCAACCUUCAAAAUUUUGUUGCACCUGGAGGGCCUUGCACAAAUAUUUUAUUUAAAGUUUAGUUAUUUAUAAUUAUAAACAGGAAUCUACAAUCGUCAAAAUACUUAAAAACGCGAGAUCCCACGUAUAUUAGAGAAUCUUCCAGAAAACUGUUUACUUAGAAACACUUUUAUCUGACAACAGCUACAAAAGACGACACACAAAGAGGAAAUAUAAGAUCGUUUAUGACACAUAUAAAACAGUACCCUCCUUUAGCAGUCGGAUAUUUUUUUAAUACUCCUAAGCGGUUUCCCAGCUGCGAAACAAAACACCAACAAUUAAAAACACACGUCUUCAUAACCUUUCCCAUCGAUGCCUUAGCGCAUGCCCAGUAGCAGCGAACCCAUUUUAUCCUGAGAUCCGAAUCAGGAGCGGUGGACGUCUUUUCGGUCUAACAAGACACGUCAGCGCGGGGUGCGGGGGGUCAAGAGACAGUGGUCAAGUGUCUCACACAGGUUGGUUCGACCGACCUCGGCGCUUGUCGGCUCCACUCGUAGCGUGUAUAGGCUUUGUAGUUUAUGUAAUGGGACGGAUUUGGAAAAACUCUUUUACUUUAUGUAACCUCCUUAUAAUCCAACUCAGGUCAACAGGGGUGGACUAUGUGGUCAUUACUAUGGACUAGAAUAAUUUACCAUAUUCCAUUCAUUAUUUUAUAUAAUAUUUGCUACCACUUAAGAUGUAAUUAUUUGCUAUGUAAUAAUCACAAAUUACAAAAAAAUCCCACAAAUUAAUAAUGUUUCAUUAUUAAUUUGUGCAACUUGUUAUCUAAUUUCAAAUUAGCUGUAAUAUUAUAAUGAUUUUUGAAUUUAAGGAAGAGAUAAAAGACAAUUCUAAUUAAAAUUAAAUUAAAACAAAAAAAUAAUUAAAUAAUAUUUCUGCAUUUUAUUUAUCAUUAGUGAACUACCUAUUGACUUUAUCUAUCAGUAGCUUAAUAGUAGCUUUAUGUAUCAGUAGUUGAGUACCUAUUUUAUACGAAUUAUAUUUUUCUGAGAGGAGACUCGAGCUCAGCAGUGAGCCGAAUAUGGGUUAAUAAUGAUGAUGAUGAUUUUAUACGAAUAUUUUUUACCAGCCGAGUGAAAACGAACGGAUUAGUUUUUAGAGUACAAUAUAAGUUAGAUAAUUAUUUAAUUGCCUUUUGUUGAUAAUUAGCUAAACAGUUAAGCUCUGUCUUUUAUAUUCAGUAAUAGAUUAUCAUUUAAUUUAUUUUAUAUUUAUUAAUAGGUUAAAACAAUUAAGUCAAAUAUGUGUUUACUCAGAAAAUUGUAAAUGUUUAUUUUUUAAAUUUCCUGUAAUUUGUUUGUGAGCCACACCUAAAAAAUAUUUUUGAAACAUAAUUAUAAUGUAUGUGUGUAGUUUGUUACACGCCUAAACCACUAAACCAAUUUAAAAAAUAUUUCGCUAAUAGAAUGUUAAUGACUUUGUGGCAGCGUUGAUUAAUAAAAGCAACUUUGAUUUUUGCAGCAGUUGUAAUAAUUUUUUCUUUUUUCAUUUUUUGGUAAGUAGAGGCAGACAUUUUUAAUGAAAAAAUUUGACAAUGAAAUACGACGCGUGCACCGAAAUGACAAGACAGAAUCGCGCGGGCACAGAUUAAUACUUCACAACUUCACAGACCCAUAAUACAUUUAAUGUCAGUUAGACAGAGAAUUUUGAGUGACACCAACACAGAGCGCGAGCGCGAACAAGAAUGUUACAUUAUUAGAGAGUAACAUAUUCUUUAUUUUAUCCCCACAAGCACGGAAACUAUACUGUUUAUACCACGGUUGCCUCCUCUAGUCACACUUAUAUUAUAGGCGACAGUGUGUGUUAUACACUACUCCUUUAGACUGCAGCUACUAAAACAAUUAGCAAAAUUUGGAAUGGAAAUUUUACCCUAGAUUAACACAUAGGACUUUAGAUAAACUGUAUUCCACACGUGCGAAGUCGCGGGCGUCUUGUAAUGUUCAUCAUCAUUAUCAUAAUCAACCCAUAUUCGGCUCUCUGCAGAGCUCGAGUCUCCUCUCAGAAUGAGAGGGAUUAGGCCAAUAGUCCACCACGCUGGCCCAAUGCGGAUUGGCAGACACACACGCAGAGAAUUAAGAAAAUUCUCAGGUAUGCAGGUUUCCUCACGAUGUUUUCCCUUCACCGUUUCAGACACGUGAUAUUUGAUUUCUUAAAAUGCACACAACUGAAAUGUUGAUGCAUGCCCCGGAUCAGAUUCGAACCCACACCCUCCGGAAUCGGAGGCAGUGGUCAUAUCCACUGGGUUAUCUCAUACGUUUUUUUAUUUUAAUAAAUCCUUCAACCCCUAAUCCCUCCCUGUGCGGGGGGCUCCACCCACGCAUGCGCCGUCCGAGCACACGACACCGCCUCGACAGCCAGACAACGUGCCGAGUUCCACACACCCCAUGAAAAUAUACAUUUCGUACUUUUUAUCACUAAAUAAACCCUUCAAAACUGACGAAAUAAAAAAAACUUUAAACAAACCAUACAAAUAUUACUAAAAUAAAUAAAUAUAUAAACAAUAUUAAUUGCAAUUUCAAUUUGAUUUGAUUGUUCAGACCGGACUAACAUAGUGAUGUGAUGUGUGUAUUAUUUAAUUGAUUCGAUAUUCGAUUACAAUAAGUGUUAUUUAUUGAAUGCUCUGGGAUAGUCGAUAGUUAGCUUAGUUUAGUGUUGUGACAUGAGGUGUAUACCGGAAGGGCUUGCGUAACUUUGGCAGGAGACGCGCGUCGGAGUGUCGUCGCCGUGGCGCGGUGAUGUCGGCAUGGAAGUGGCCGCGCUGGUGGUGUGCGCGCUGGUGGUGAGCGCGGCGCCCAACGCGACCCACCGCCGCGACACGCGCGACCAGCCCGCGACUGUCGCGGCGAGCAACGCGACGCACCGCCGCGACACGCACGAGCCGCUCGCGCCCGAGGAGGAGGACGACCACGCCGUGGAGUACUACGAUGACGCCAAGAUCAACAUAUCCGCGAAGGGCAUGUACCUGGGGUCCCCGUGCGAGUUCACGUGCAACCCGAGCCUGCUGCACGUGUACUGCGAGCCGCGCACCAGCUCGUGCCAGUGCGACCCCAAGCACCCUGUGUCACUGGGGGUCACCACAGGCUGCGCCAAACCAAAAAAGUUGGGAGAGCAAUGCUUUUACCAAGAGACGUGCCACGCGUUCGACCCGCACGCGUCGUGCGUGCAGGUCAACCACAACGCCUAUUGCCAGUGCGACGCCGGCUACCACACCACCAGCCACUCGCGGCCUACGCAGAGGAUAUUCUGCACUGAAGACUUGGUGUUGCUGACAGCGGACAUGCCGACGCUGUUAGGCGUGGCGUCGGGCAUCUUCGUGCUGGCGGGGCUGCUGUGCAUGGUGCUGCACCUGUACACCAAAGCGCGCUACCACCCCGCGCACCUGGCUGACGCGCGCCUCACGCCGCCCUGCCUCUACUCGCUCAACGACACCGGGGGCACGCUGAGCGCGACCCGUGCGUCAUCACGUGCGUCGUCGCGCAGCGGCAUGACGAGCGGCACGCUAGAGCUAGAGGGCACAUCGCGGCGCGAGUCACGUCGCGCUGCGUCGCGCGCAGGUUCGAGACGUCCAAGUCUAAGCUCAGUGCAGAGCAGUUCAUCUUCCAUUAGGAGUUAUAGUGCAAAGAAAUGGGAGAGAGAAAGAGAGCAGAAGGAGAGAAGACAGAUGAGCAUGCGUCUCGCUCAGCUGCACGACAAAAUGGCGGCCGGGAGAGACAUACCGAAGCAUGCGCCGACGCCGUCUCCCCGGUCGCCUAAUAACUCCACUGAUGGACUGCUGCCGUCUGUCUGUGAAAUUAGAGAGCUGGUGACGAGCUCCGAGCAGCAGCUGCAAGGCGUGGACGGGCCGUGCUCCAGCUCAUCGCUUUACUGACAGCAGCGAUCCACGACCAUUCGGUCGAUGGAUUCCCUGUCAUCGGACGGCACGCCGGCCGUCGCUUGGAUGUAGCUCCAAACAGUUUCGUGAAAAUCCAUCCACUAUACAGGACUUUAGUCAUUUGGGUAAAAAAUGCGAACACAAUUUCUUAGACGACGUUUUGGGCAGGACUUUCACCAUUAUGCAUCCUUAUCUCAUCUUUGUGGUAUUUGGUUAACCUGACUAGUUUAUUGACACACCUAUAUAGGGGAGGAUCUCCUAUACUAAUAGUAGAAGAUUCGAAUUAGAAACAACCUUCACCCAUUAGUUUAAUGGAUAAAAAGUGUUUUAGAAUAUGUUAAAAAAUAUGUUGCGUGCUCUUGGUCAAAUUAUUUUUAACCACUAUUAGCUAUCGUUAAUGAUAGUUUAGGCAGCUUUUGAGGCAACCUACUCGCAACAUAUUGUUUAACAUACUAAUUUUGAUAUAAAAUAUUUUUCAUCCAUUAAACAUGGGUGAAGGUCGUUUCUAAUACGGAUGAUAGACAUACAAAGCCCGUAUUCGAUUUUCUUCAAGCUACUUGAGAGGAACUCAACAUUGCGCUCAUGUAGGUCUUCUUUAGUUGAGUACUGUCUAUUAAUUACGUACCUUAGUUUAUGACAUCCUGUCCCAUCUUGACUUUGACUAAUUAUUGUAAGUAUACACUCUUUUACUCCUCGUAAAAGAGUAUAUGCCUACAGUUCAAGUUCAAAUGUUACCUAUGUCAGGUACCUAUCAAGCUUUUGGAUCAUGAUAAUCCUGAGCUUUGAUUGGAAAAUACUGGGUAUUUCUUUUUUUCAAGGAACUCUCAGAUGCAGUCCAAAGUUGCGAUGUAUUUGGCGUUAAACCACCGUGUAUCGAAGAGAGACGAUAAACAAGCAAUCCAGACUAUAAUAAUUAAUCGCUGAAGAAUCCAAUUUGUCAUUGUCCGAUUAAUGAUUCGAAGUCAGGACUCAGGACCAACAAACCAACCAUAGACUAACCUCUAAACCAUACCUUUAGACCUUUAGACCUGGUAGAAUCUUUACAAAUAGUCAACUGAUGUUUCAAAAGUGCUUGUAAACUGAGCCUACUUGAAUUUUGACCAAAGAGGCAGUUAUUUACGCGUCUUUACCCAUUUGACUAAAGCUUGUGUUAUCAUAUGUACCUAGUGGAUGAAAUGGACGAUUCAUAUUAUGUAGAAGAAUAAUACGAGAUCGAAGACUUUAGUAAAUGACAAUCACAUGUGAACGCGUCCAACAGUGAAAUGUUAUUACCUCUAGAGCUAUAUACUAUAGGCCUGUCUUGGCUAAGGCUAAGGCUUUUUUUCCAGCCGUAUUUAUCCCAGGCUAAACAAAAGUCACAUCGAUAACGUCAAAUUGAAUGUACCUACCUACCUAUUUAUAUUAUUCAUACAUAAUUAUAAUAAUGGAGAACAUACAUAAUUAAAAUAAUGGAGUAAAAUUAUAUUUAGAUAAGUAUUCCUAGUGUUUAUUUACUUUUUUACAUAGUUGAUUAGAUAUAAUGACCUUCGAUUUAGCCUCAACUUCAAGUGUGUAUAUUAUUAAAUCAUCAUAAUUGACAACUCAUGUUCGGCUCACUGUUGACCACGAGUCUCCUCUCAAAAUAAAAGGGGUUAGGCUAGUAGUCCACCACGCUGGCCCAAUGCGGAUUGGCAGACUUCACACAUCUAGAGAAUUGAGAAAAUUCUCAGGUAUGCAGGUUUCCUCAAGAUGUUUUUCCUUCACCGUGAUAAUUAAUUUCUUAAAGUAUAUUAUUUAAUAUGGAUAAAUCCAUAAUACUGUUCAAAUCAUGUUAGUGAUUUUUAUUACUUUGGUUAUAAUUUGUAGCAACCGUAAUGAUUAUAAAGACGUUCUUUGGAACCUUAAGUACACGUGGUAACAUAAUUAUAUGCCUACCAAUUUUACAGAUAUUACACAAUUUAACGUCAUUGAAAUAAUAGAUAGGUGUACAUCACUAUACCGAGCUUAAUCUCAUAACUCAUACAUCGCAAUAAUGCCUAGGCAAGAGUAAAAUCUACGACCUAAGUGGUAUUGUCUCUAGAGGAAAUAAAAUCUCACUGUCAGUAAACGCUUUGUCAGCGAAUGAAGAAACGAAGAGCACAAUAAUAACAAAACUAUAUUAUUUUAUAUAAAUGAAAUAACCCCUGAAUGAAACGCCAUAUCGAAAUAGAUUAAUAGACGUUUAUUAAGUUUUUCUAAACAAAAAUGUUUGACCAUCCCAAAAUGUUUAUGUAAAUUAUAGAAUAAGAUUUCAGAAUGUCCGUAAUACAUAGCCUUAAAGUUGAUUGCACAUUGCCGGAAUAACCGCACGCAAUAGAGUUUCUCAUUUACAUCUGCUAGCUGCAAGCUCUAGAGGACCGCACGAUAACAUCACCUAAUAUUUCCGUCAGUUCCAUAUUAUGUACUAAAAAUAUUAUUUUAGAUAAUAAUAAUUUAAUUUAUAAUAAUAUUUUUAUUAUGUUCAGCGCAUACCGACAUUGUGCGAUCGACUUAAAAAUAGUACCUACAAAGAAUUAUAGAAAGAAAAAUUAGAUAAAUUUUAAUGAAGAAACCGCUCUAGUAUAAGUUGAAAUGAAAAAAAUACUCACAAAACGCAGAUAUUUAUUGUGAUACAUCACACUGUUCAAUGUUGUAUUGAUGAAGGAUUCGAAGAGAGAGAAAGGUUUAACUGAUUAAAGAUUUCUUAAAGGCUUUUCACACGUAUCACGGUUCACGUGCGGUUGUAUUGCGGCAGCAUGUUGCAACUGUUAGGUAUUAUAAUUAAAGUCUUAUUAAAUAUUGUUUUUAAAAUAAUUGUAUUAAAUAAUUUGUAUUGUCAAUAUUUUCAAUGAUAUUUUUGCUAGAUUAAUAAAUAAUUUAACAAAAACAAAUUACCAAAGGAAAAGCAAAAUUCAAAUGAAUAUUUUUAAAAUAAAUCGCAGAUUUUGACAACAAAAUAGUCCAAAAGCACAAGAGGGGCUGCUAUUUAUAGUAAAUAACAGAUACUCGUAGUUGAUUAGUUAGUAAUAUGCAACUUUUGUUACUAAGCUUGCGGUUGCCGCUGUUACAACCAAGUUUGAUGCGUGAAUAUGUUGACAUGUGCGAAGACAUUGAGAGUUAAGGUUCGCACACAUUGAUUCUUUUAUCCGUUUAUGUCCAAUUUGCACUCAACGGCAAAAACUUAAAUGUGUGCGAAGCUUCAUUGCGAAUACACACUACUGUUAACCGCGGGUAAGAUUUUACUUGUAAAGCCAGCUAAGAGCUACCUUUAACAUUUCAUUCACAUCAAUAUGAUAAUAAGUUGGUCUCUUUUUAAGCUGUUAGUACAGAUAACUCUCCUUUAACACAUUAAACUUAGCCAUAUUAUCUUUUUUUAAUACGACCAGUUAGGUAUUUCUGUGUAAGAACUGGCUACGACAAAAGGCCAGAACCACGGCCUUACGGUGACCAGUCAUCAGUUUUUUUCGACCCCUUUACCCUUGAACUAUUUAGGCAAAUAUGACAUGUCCAUUCCAAACUAUUGACUUGCUGCAAUGGAAAUGAGGGUAGAUUGAAAUAAAUACGUGAACUAAAUUACCCGCGGAUAAGUUCUGUAGUACGUUGUAGGCCUAGAACAAUUUGAUAUAGAAAGGAUGUGCUUAAAGCUUCUAGAAGGAGGCUUGCCCAACUUAGAAUUAGGUGGAUUAUGUAUCGAUUAGGUAAAAUAAGUGAAUAAUUGUAAUAAAACGACUACAUUUGUUAAAGCGCGUUAGAUAUAUUAUAUAGUGUUACAUAGAGUUAAAUGUAUUUGUUUGUGUAUAAAUAUUUCGGGUAAAAUCUAAUGUAUGGAUGCAGUUUCAAACUGUGCAUGAGUAUCGUAUGUAGUUCGGUGCAUUGUACUUAUAUUUUUUAUGUUUUUAUAUUAAACAGUACCUAACCUCUACUGUAAGGGCAACAACCAUUUAAAUGGACGGGCAUUUGGUAGGCAGUAUAAUAUCCCAUCAUUUCUUUUCAUUUGUAUAGAUUGUUAUUUUUAGUUACGUAUCUUCUAUACUUAUAAAGCUGAAGAGUUUGUUUGUUUGUUUGUUUGAUUGAACGCGAUAAUCUCUGGGACUACUGGUCCGAUUUGAAAAAUUCUUACAGUGUUAGAUAGCUCAUUUAUCGAGGAAGGCUAUAGGCUAUAUAUUAUCCCUGUAUUUCUACGGGAACGGGAACCACGCGGGUGAAACCACGCGGCGUCAGCUAGUAUCUAGAUAAUACUGCCAAUCUUUCUUGCUUGCCAAUCGAAAACUUCCUUAUUUUGUUUUGGAAUUAAUAUUUUAAUUAAUCAAAAGUAACAUUAAAAUUAUCUACCAUUGUAGUUAAAUAUUUACUUGCUAAGGAAACGGCCUAAAACAUUUAGUAGAUAGGUACACCCGUUUUGUAUUCUGAGGUAGGUACCUGGCUUGGGUAAGUAUGUUGGUUGAGACAUUUUUAUCUUGUAAAUCGUGUAUUUUAUUAUUUUGUACUCGCUGACGCUGCGCAGUUUCACCCGCGUGGUUCCCGUUCCCGUAAAGAAUACGGGGAUAAUAUAGCCUAUAGCCUUCCUCGAUAAAAGGACUAUCUAACACUGAAAGAAUUUUUCAAAUUGGACCAGAGAUAGUUGAGAUUAGCGCGUUCAAUCAAACAAACUCUUCAGCUUUAUAAUAUUAGUAUAGAUUAUGUAAUAAAAUAUUGUAACAUAAUUUCGUAGAUUUCAUGUACUAUCUAUAUAUUUAACUGCUUUAUCUGUGCUAACAAUACUAACCUCAAAGACGUAGAUUUCUCUGUAAAAAAAAACUCGUCUUAGGAAAUGACCUACAAAACAAUACCUUGCUUAUUCAGCUACCUACCCAAUGUUGUCUAUUUUGUUUCUGAGAUACCUAUGUACACCAUAAUAAAUAAAUAUACUUACUAUAAACAUGAAAUGUUCUUCAUUUAAAAUGGUAUCAAGUAAUUGUAAGUUUGUUAUCUUAUUUUUAAAUUUAUAAAACGUAAAAUAUUUGAACUAGGUAGGUCGAAAUUUAUUUGUUCAUAUACAGGAGUGCAGCAAAUUGUAUAAAUGAUUAGGCGCCUGUGUCAGAUUUUUCAGCAAUUUUUCAUGGCUUAUUUAUUGAUAUUUUAAAUUUCUAUUAUUAAUUAUUAUUACCUAACUAGGCUUCACCCGCGUAGUUCACGUUCCCGGAAUGAAAUAUAACCCAUGACACUCACAAAUAACGUGGCUUUAUUCUAGUAAAAGAAUUUUCAAAAUGGGUUACGUAGAUCCAGAGAUUUGCGCCUGUAUAAUAUUAGUAGUUAAAGAUUACUAAUAAGCAGUGUUACCAGUUGGGUCUUGUUAGAAGUUACCCGACAUAUUAAAAAAGUAACCUUUUUUUAGUAAAAAGUAACCUUUUCACUAACUACUCUUGCUUUUUGUGUUCCACAGCAUGGCUAAACCACCAUUUCAGCCUCUGGGGGCUACAGUAAUUUUGUUUUUUUUUUAACCGACUUCCAAAAAGGAGGAGUUUCUACGUUCGGCUGUAUGUAUGUUUUUUAAUAUCUGUCUGUUACAAAUACUAGCCAAGUACUAAAUUACUAUAAACCGAAGGAGAUUUUACUCGUAAAUAGUACUACUACUCGUAAAUAUCUUAAGUAAGGCCCUGAUUGUUUGCCCUCAUGCCCUCCUCAUUUAAAAAACAAUUGACGUGAAUAAUACUUAAUUCAUACUUCUUUUUUUUAAGAAAUUCAAUGUGACUGCAACUUACUUAUUUCACAACGUCAAUUGUAACAUCUUCAUAUAAAGUGAGAUUGACACAGAAACAUCGAUGAGUUCAUGAGCACUUGUCCGCAUUUCUUAAUUUAACGACCGUUCUGUUUUAGGUAUACGAAAUUGCAAGUUAAUUCUAGAAAAUCCGAAAAACACGUAAAAGUAACCUUUUUAUUAAUGUAACCUAAAAGUUACCAAUGCAGUCAAAAAAUCACCUAAAAGGUUACAAAAGUAACCUUCUGGCAACACUGCUAAUAAGUGACCCUGCAGUAUUGCUUUAGCAGCAUGACUUUGCCGAUAGAACUAUUAGACAAAUUAGAAAAUAUGAAAUCGAGUUGUGCUGAGCAUCGAACCCGAGACCUCUUGGUUUUGAGCAAGACUGCUACUGUAUAAUGCGAUAAUAAUAAAGCUGGCUACGCAGUACCUACGCAGUUGAUUCGCUAAUGGACAUACAAAAGAUUUUACCCGUAAUGAUAAUACUUUUAUGUUGACGAAAAAACAUUUAGCACUAUGGUUUUGCCUUUGUACAAAAUUUUGUUAUAAAAUUACAUUAAUUAGCUGUUAUAUAUGUACUUACAGUAAGACAAAUCGAAUAAUGGCGGUGGAAAGUUUUGUAUUCCUAAUUUAAAAGUAUUAUAUUAAGUACUUGGGCUAUUUUGAAUACGGUGUUAGAUAGGCUACCCGCAUUAUUUGAUGAGUUGUAUUGUAACUGUAAGCCAAAGUGUUACGUUAAUAAAACAAAAUAAAUGUUAUUUGUAUAAAUAA
This is a messenger RNA of Bicyclus anynana (squinting bush brown), 11438 nucleotides long. RefSeq lists its product as uncharacterized. Lineage: Eukaryota; Metazoa; Arthropoda; Insecta; Lepidoptera; Nymphalidae. The record is from RefSeq and is a predicted model, not a curated record. The coding region runs from base 3806 to 4930 and encodes 374 amino acids. The transcript has 13 exons.